This is a messenger RNA of Drosophila innubila, 528 nucleotides long. RefSeq names its product V-type proton ATPase 16 kDa proteolipid subunit-like. NCBI's taxonomy places the organism in Eukaryota, Metazoa, Arthropoda, Insecta, Diptera, Drosophilidae. The transcript has a single exon. The record is from RefSeq and is a predicted model, not a curated record. Gene Ontology annotation, biological process: proton transmembrane transport. Gene Ontology annotation, molecular function: proton-transporting ATPase activity, rotational mechanism. Gene Ontology annotation, cellular component: proton-transporting V-type ATPase, V0 domain. The coding region runs from base 16 to 495 and encodes 159 amino acids.
AUAGAAGUGUGGAAAAUGUCUCAUGCCACGGCAGAUGACAACAAGCCGAGUUAUGCCGUCUUCGUUGGAGGUCUUGGAUCGGCAUCGGCUAUAAUAUUCUCAUCGCUGGGUGCUGCCUAUGGCACGGCUGUGUCCGGUGUUGGUAUUGCAACAAUGGCUCUAAGCAAACCGGAGCUGAUAAUGAAGUCCAUCAUUCCCGUGGUCAUGGCUGGCAUUAUAGCCAUCUAUGGUCUGGUUGUCGCUGUUCUUAUAGCCGGCUCCCUCAACCAUGAUUAUACCAUUCAAAAGGGCUACAUUCAAUUGGGAGCUGGACUUUCUGUGGGCUUAGCCGGACUGGCAGCUGGUGUUGCCAUUGGCAUCGUUGGAGAUGCCGGAGUUCGGGGAACGGCUCAGCAGCCGCGUCUAUUUGUGGGCAUGAUUCUGAUAUUGAUCUUUGGCGAGGUAUUGGGUCUAUAUGGUCUGAUUGUGGCUAUUUAUUUGUAUACCAGAAAUUAGAUUACUUAAUAUAAAUAACGAUUCUUUACUCUU